AUGGGUGGAGGCAACGACUUUAAGUCAGUGACCAAGAAAGAGGUGGUUGAUUUUAUUCACUCCAACAUCAUUUGUCGGUUUGGCAUUCCAAAGAUAAUUGUCACCGAUAAUGCUGCAAAUCUCAACAGUCAUUUGAUGCAAGAAGCAAAUGGGGUUGUAGAAGCUGCCAACAAGAACUUAAAGAAAAUACUUCGCAAGAUGGUACAAGGUUCCCGACAAUGGCAUGAAAAGUUACCUUUUGCUUUAUUGGGUUAUCGUACUACAUUUUGGACUUCAAUUAGUGCAACUCCUUACUUGUUAGUGUAUGGAACUAAAGCAGUUAUACCUGCAGAGAUUGAGAUUCCGUCUCUUCAAGUAGUUGUGAAAGCUGAAAUUAAUGAAGACCAAUCGGUCAAGCCUCGUUUGGAGCAAUUAAUCUUGAUCGAUGAAAAACUAUUGAUGUCGGUUUGUCAUGGACAACGAUACCAGAAGAGAAUGGCACGAGCAUAUAACAAAAAGGUGUGUCACAGAUAUUUUGAAGUUGGUCAGUUGGUACUAAGACGCAUUCUACCUCAUCAGAUUGAAGCCAAAGGAAAAUUUUCUUCUAAUUGA
Capsicum annuum is the source of this 591-nucleotide messenger RNA. RefSeq lists its product as uncharacterized. The record is from RefSeq and is a predicted model, not a curated record. Bases 1 to 591 code for a protein of 196 amino acids. Gene Ontology annotation, molecular function: nucleic acid binding. The transcript is spliced from 2 exons. NCBI's taxonomy places the organism in Eukaryota, Viridiplantae, Streptophyta, Magnoliopsida, Solanales, Solanaceae.